AUGGCAGGUGCUUCAGCUCCUCCCCCGCCUCCACCUCCUCCACCAGCAUUGAAUGGCGGUACAGCACCUAAACCAGCAAGCUCCGUCAUGCAAGGACGUGACGCCCUUUUAGGUGACAUCAGAAAGGGAAUGAAAUUAAAGAAAGCAGAAACUAAUGAUAGAAGUGCUCCCACUGUUGGAGGUGAAAUUGUUUCAUCAACUCCAGGUAGUUCUAGUGCCGCCAGCACUAAAGGACCAUCUAUGUCGGCCCCUCCGAUUCCUGGGAUGGGAGCUCCGCAGCUGGGCGAUAUCUUGGCUGGAGGAAUACCUAAACUAAAGCACGUCAAUAACAAUGCAAAUGUUAAUUCUGCUCCAUCAUUAAACUUACCAUUUCUUCCUGGCGCGACACCAUCUGCCACGGCACCUCCCAUUCCCAGUGCCCCACCAUCAGCGGCACCUCCCAUUCCUGGUAUUCCAUUUUCUGCGGCACCUCCCGUCCCUGACACACCGCCUUCUGUACCACCACCACUUCCAUCAUCAAGUUCAUCCAAUCCAAAAAUGCCACAGAAUAGACCACAUAUGCCGACAGUAAGGCCAGCAAACAGAAGUCAUCAGAGGAAAAGCUCCAACUUCUCACCUCCCAUUGAGGUGGCACCUCCUUUACCAUCAGGUGUUUUGCCAUUAUCUGCUAUUAACCCUUCACAAGCUCCGCAGGCGCCUCCUCCUCCCCCAGUUCCAGCAUUCAGCUCGGAUUCUAAGAAUUUUAAACCUACAGUUAGCACUCCUGCAAGAUCAUCUUCUGAAGUUCCGCCGGGCGGAUUACCUUUCUUGGCAGAGAUCAAUGCUAGGCGGUCUAUGCGAGGAAUAAUCGAUAAUACUUCAUCGACAGAAAGUCGAUUUGAAAACGAGAGCUCUACUUCUCGUCCGUCAAUUCCCUCAACUGCACCACCCAUUCCAACAUCGCAUGCCCCUCCAUUGCCGCCUAUUGCGCCGCCCCCACCAUUACUAUCAAACGUGGCCUCUGCAUCAUCUAAGAAAGCUGCAUCAGCUCCGGCCCCCCCACCUCCUCCACCCCCGCUACCCGACAUGACUUCUGCGUCGUCCCACAGCGUAGCAUCGGCCCCGGCUCCUCCGGCUUCCUCUACAUCACUAUCAAACUUGACGUUUGGGACUUUCAACAAAGCAGCCUCAUCGCCUGCUCCUCCUCCACCUGCACCACCUCCAACUUUUUCUUCAUCUUCUGGUUUACCAGCAUCAUCAGUUCCUUCACCACCACCUCCUCCUCCUCCUCCUCCUCCAAAUCUUCUGGCUAGCAGGCCCUCCAAGUCCAGCAAGCAUUCAAAAAAACCUGUUCACUCGUCCUCCUCUACAAUAACACCUGGAGGACCCUUACCCUUUCUUGCUGAGAUUCAAAAUAAGAGGGAUGACAGAUUCGUGGUUGGAGUUAAUAGUGGCUACACCACUAAGGAUAAGCAGGAAGACGUUAUAGGUUCAUCUAUAAAUAAGAAUGAUGUGAACCUUGCCGCUGCCGCUUCACCAGACCAGGGCGCUCAAAAAGGAAUGUCAUUUUUGGAUGAGAUCGAGUCUAAGUUGCAUAAACAGAAUGUUUAUAAUGCUUCUGACCCGCCAUCUGCCCCUCCUUUGCCUAGUGGCGCCCCACCUCCUCCUACAAUGCUACUUUCCGCUGCAACUGCAUCUACUGAUGAUAUUGGCCGCGAUGAAGAGAAAAGUACAACGCGUACAGAAACGACGAAGGCACCAGCACUACCUGGGCACGCUCCAUUUCCACGGGCGCCACCAAUUUUGCUGGACAGUGGCAAGAGCAGUGUUCCUGCCGCCCCCUUAUUACAUGACGUAUUUCCUUCUCAAGAUGCUGGAAAACCUGCCCCUCCCAUUGCGACUGCUCCACCACUACCAGCUCUCAAUGCACCAAGUCUCCCUCAACAGGCCGUCCCUCCAGCAAUAUCUUCGGCUCCUCCAGUAUCGUCUACACUUCCUGCCCGUACUGGGACUGGACCAAAUUCGGACUAUUCGUCAAAAUCGCCGCCACCACCACCAACUUUGCAAGCAAGCACAUCGGCCAAAGAUUCCGGUCCCCUUAAUAGUUCCAGCAAAAACCUUAAGCAGCGAUUGUUCUCUAAGGGAGAAUCAACGCUGCAGCAUAAGCACAAUACGCAUACAAAUCAACCAGAUGUCGAUGUUGGUCAAUACACCAUAAACGGAUCUAGUUUUACUCACGGGGCAAAACCUGGAAAUGAAAAGAUAGUUAUAGACGAUUCAAGAUUUAAAUGGACUAACGUUACACAAAUGCCCAAGCCACGUCCGUUUCAAAACAAAACAAAAUUAUACCCAAGUGGUAAAGGUAGUAGUGUGCCAUUAGACCUAACAUUAUUUAUAUGA
Saccharomyces kudriavzevii IFO 1802 is the source of this 2379-nucleotide messenger RNA. It is a transcript of the gene VRP1, whose product is annotated as Vrp1p. The transcript has a single exon. Gene Ontology annotation, molecular function: actin binding. The record is from RefSeq and is a predicted model, not a curated record. The coding region runs from base 1 to 2379 and encodes 792 amino acids. Lineage: Eukaryota; Fungi; Ascomycota; Saccharomycetes; Saccharomycetales; Saccharomycetaceae.